This is a messenger RNA of Gossypium raimondii (Peruvian cotton), 717 nucleotides long. RefSeq lists its product as uncharacterized. The record is from RefSeq and is a predicted model, not a curated record. Gene Ontology annotation, molecular function: carbon-sulfur lyase activity. NCBI's taxonomy places the organism in Eukaryota, Viridiplantae, Streptophyta, Magnoliopsida, Malvales, Malvaceae. The transcript has a single exon. The coding region runs from base 1 to 420 and encodes 139 amino acids.
AUGGAAUCCGAGUUAGUACUGCACAAUGGCGGUUGCCACUGUAAGAAUGUAAGAUGGAAAGUCCAAGCACCUGCUAGUGUUAUUGCUUGGAAAUGCAACUGUUCUGACUGCUCCAUGAGAGGGAACGUUCACUUUGUUGUCCCGCGUCAAAGGUUCGAGCUUUUGGGUGAUUCGGAUCAGUUCAUUACUACAUACACUUUUGGAACUCACACCGCAAAACAUACAUUCUGUAAGGUUUGUGGAAUAACUUCAUUCUAUACACCACGGUCAAACCCCGAUGGCAUUGCUGUGACACUCGCGUGUUUAGACCCUGGGACACUUUCCCAUGUCGAGAUUCGGCAUGCUGAUGGCAAGAAUUGGGAGGACUUCUUCCAUCGGAGCGGCAUUGCUUUACAAUCCAAAAUCCAUUCCGCUCAGUAGCUGGGAGUAUACCCCAACUCUGGUGGGGUUAUCAAUGGCUCCUCUCAAGAGAGUAUUGCAUUAAUUUGAUUAUCUUUUCGAAAUGCAGUUUAUUAGGUUAUAGUCUAAAACUGCUUGUGCAUUGAGGUAUCAUGGAACUGGAUGCUAUAUAUAUGGUACCUGUGUGUCUCUAUGUGUGUAUGUAUAUAUACAUAUAUAUGUAAUUUCUAACUUUUGUUCCCAAGUUUGUAGCCAUGAAAAGUUUGGAUGUAAUUGGAGUUUGCUAUGAAUAAACCCUAUGUUAUGCUUUACUUUAUA